AUGAAAGUACUCGUGCUGGAAGGCGGCGCGAAUGAGGACGACAGUGGCGAGGCACAAUUCGGAGGAACAGAGAGCGUUGUUGAUGCGGAAGAAUACCUCAUCCUAGAGCCGCGCCCGGACAUAGACGUGCUCGAUUGCAACAGCACAUCGUCCCGCGCAGCCGUACGCGCCGCAGGCUUUGUUGCGGUUGGCAUCGUGGAGCACUGCUGCUGCAAUGAGUUCUUCAACAACGUGGCCAACGUCACCGGAUCCGUGCAUGUGGCAGACAGCACCACCACCCUGCGUUUUGGCAAUGUCUCGUCCAUUGGCGGGGACAUUGUUGUUCCUGGCGAGUGGUGGCGCGCAGGAGUGUUGGAGUCUGUCGACUUCGAGUCCCUGCGCUACAUUGGCGGGACUGUCAAGAUCAGCAGCGGCAAGCUUAGCUCGAUUGAUUUCUCCUCGCUCACCAUGAUUGGCGGCAGCAUCGUGCUGCCAUUCAACGACAUCACGCACGUUCAGUUUGGCGCGCUUCUCCGUAUUGGCGGCAACUUGCUUCUCCACGACAACUUGCUCACCCAUGUCGACUUUGCCCGCCUCACCAGCAUCGCCGGCAACAUUCUCCUCUACCAAAACGCCAUCACAGCAUUGCGCUUUGGUGCGCUCACACACCUGGAUGGCUCCCUGUACGCGCAGAGCAACGUGCUCAGUGCUGUGGACCUGCAAGGCAUCCAACACAUCCAGGGCGACUUUGCAGUCUACGACAACGUCAUCACCCACAUCCACUUUGCGGGCCUGACGCACAUUGGUGGCUCAGUGUACCUGGGGGACAACGCCCUCACUUCGCUCAACUUGAGUCAAGUCACCGUGUUUAGGGCGUCUUUCUUCGCCAGGAGCAACCAGCUCACCUCAGUCCUGUUUUCAGACGCAACCACCAUCUUUGGGGAGCUGAAUUUGGCCGACAACCUCUUGACGAGACUGGACCUGAGCCCCGUCUCCAGGGUGGGCAGCCUCAACCUGCAAAACAACUUCCUCACAUCCUUGGACCUGUCGUCCCUCACCCGCAUCGACAGCGGCGUGCUGCUCUCCAAGAACCGACUCACCGACGUCAACUUUGGCACCAUCACGGGCAUCAGCAACACGCUCGAUCUGUCCCACAACCGCUUCACCGCCAUCAACUUUCAUCGCCUCACGUUCGUUGAUUUCUCCCUCUGCGUCGAUCACAACGCCCUCGCACACCUCGACUUUGCUGGCAUCACGCGUGUUGGCUGGGCGCUGGACGUGUCCAACAACAACCUGCGCACCAUCUCCCUCGCCAACCUCACCGUCGGCUACAACAUGGCUCUCAACAACAACAUGCUCUCGGUCGUCGACUUUGGUCAGAUGACUGCUGCACGAGGGUCCCUCAACCUGGCCUACAACGCCCUCACCGCCGUAUCCCUCACCAACCUUCGCAGCAUUGCCACCGACCUCGACCUCUCCCACAACCCGCUCAAGCAGCUGCGCUUUGCCAACCAAACCCGCAUUGGCGGCAGUCUGCACCUGACCAACACCACCCUCGACACACUUGACCUCAGCCUCGUCACGAGCAUCUCUUCUCAAGUCUCUGUUGUCCGCACUGAUCUCACACGUGUUGACUGCAUGCAACUUGGCCGCUGCAUCUGCGCUGACAGCAGCACGAGCCUCCACCACUGUCCGCCCCGCUGCGACGUGUGCUGA
This is a messenger RNA of Salpingoeca rosetta, 1695 nucleotides long. RefSeq lists its product as uncharacterized. Bases 1 to 1695 code for a protein of 564 amino acids. The record is from RefSeq and is a predicted model, not a curated record. NCBI's taxonomy places the organism in Eukaryota, Choanoflagellata, Craspedida, Salpingoecidae. The transcript is spliced from 2 exons.